Melozone crissalis (California towhee) is the source of this 2752-nucleotide messenger RNA. It is a transcript of the gene TRPC6, whose product is annotated as transient receptor potential cation channel subfamily C member 6. The transcript has 12 exons. Gene Ontology annotation, biological process: regulation of cytosolic calcium ion concentration; calcium ion transmembrane transport; manganese ion transport. Gene Ontology annotation, cellular component: cation channel complex; membrane. NCBI's taxonomy places the organism in Eukaryota, Metazoa, Chordata, Aves, Passeriformes, Passerellidae. The record is from RefSeq and is a predicted model, not a curated record. Bases 1 to 2688 code for a protein of 895 amino acids. Gene Ontology annotation, molecular function: inositol 1,4,5 trisphosphate binding; protein binding; store-operated calcium channel activity.
AUGAGCCAGGCGCAGCCCUACGCCCCGCGCAAGGGCAGCUCCCCGGCGCCCGGGGCCCGGCGGAACGACAGCCAGGACUACCUGCUGCUGGACGCGGAGCUGUGCGAGGAGAGCGCCCUGCCGCCCUACGCAUUCUACCCCGUCCGGGGCAACGAGAACAGGCUGGCCCUGCGGCGACAGACCAUCCUGCGGGAGAAGGGCAGGAGGCAGGCCAGCCGGGGGCCGGCCUACAUGUUCAAUGACCGCUCCACCAGCCUUUCCCUGGAGGAGGAGCGCUUCCUGGACGCCGCCGAGUAUGGCAACAUCCCGGUGGUUCGCAAAAUGCUGGAGGAAUGUCCCUCGCUCAACGUCAACUGCGUGGACUACAUGGGGCAGAAUGCCCUGCAGCUGGCGGUGGCCAACGAGCACCUGGAGAUCACCGAGCUGCUGCUGAAGAAGGAGAACCUGGCCCGGGUGGGGGACGCCUUGCUGCUGGCCAUUAGCAAGGGCUACGUUCGGAUAGUGGAGGCCAUCCUGAGCCACCCUGCAUUCGCCGAGGGCAAGAGGCUGGCCCUGAGUCCCAGCCAGUCGGAGCUGCAGCACGACGACUUCUACGCGUACGACGAGGACGGCACGCGGUUCUCGCACGACGUGACGCCCAUCAUCCUGGCGGCUCACUGCCACGAGUACGAGAUCGUGCACACCCUGCUGCGCAAGGGAGCGCGCAUCGACAGGCCGCACGACUACUUCUGCAAGUGCAGCGAGUGCAGCCAGAAACAGAAGCAUGACUCUUUCAGCCAUUCUAGGUCCAGGAUCAAUGCCUACAAAGGUCUGGCCAGCCCUGCCUACCUGUCUUUGUCCAGUGAGGACCCGGUCAUGACUGCCUUAGAGCUCAGCAAUGAGCUGGCCGUGCUUGCCAACAUUGAAAAAGAGUUCAAGAAUGAUUACAAGAAACUGUCUAUGCAAUGCAAAGAUUUUGUAGUUGGACUGCUUGAUUUGUGCAGAAAUACCGAAGAAGUGGAAGCUAUUCUGAAUGGUGAUGUGGAGAUGAACCAUAAUAAUGGAGAGCAUGGUCGUCCCAGCCUCAGCCGCUUAAAACUCGCCAUCAAGUAUGAAGUUAAAAAAUUUGUAGCACAUCCAAACUGCCAGCAGCAGCUCCUCUCUAUCUGGUAUGAGAAUCUGUCGGGUUUGCGGCAGCAGACGAUGGCAGUGAAGUUUCUGGUUGUCCUCGCGGUUGCGGUCGGACUGCCCUUUCUCUCCAUGGCCUAUUGGAUUGCUCCUUGCAGUAAGCUGGGGAGGAUAAUGCGUGGCCCAUUCAUGAAGUUUGUAGCCCAUGCAGCUUCUUUCACCAUUUUUCUUGGUCUGCUUGUCAUGAAUGCAGCUGACAGGUUUGAUGGCACGAAACUCCGACCCAAUGAAACAACAGACAACGUAAAACAGCUUUUUAGGAUGAAAACAUCAUGUUUCUCAUGGAUGGAGAUGCUUAUUAUUUCUUGGGUAGUAGGCAUGAUAUGGUCUGAAUGUAAAGAAAUUUGGUCCCAAGGUCCAAAGGAAUACCUGUUUGAGUUAUGGAAUAUGCUUGAUUUUGGUAUGUUAGCAAUUUUUGCAGCAUCAUUUAUAGCAAGGUUUAUGGCAUUUUGGCAUGCAUCCAGAGCCCAGAACAUCGUUGAUGCAAAUAUGAAAGAUCUGACAAGUCCAACACUGGAGCCUAACAUAAAAUACUACACCUUGGCCAGAAUAAACUGGGAUCCGUCUGAUCCUCAGAUCAUUUCUGAAGGGCUGUAUGCGAUUGCAGUGGUGUUGAGUUUCUCACGGAUAGCCUACAUCUUACCAGCUAAUGAAAGCUUUGGGCCACUGCAGAUAUCACUUGGCAGAACCGUGAAAGACAUCUUCAAGUUUAUGGUCAUAUUUAUCAUGGUGUUUGUGGCUUUCAUGAUAGGCAUGUUUAAUCUCUAUUCCUACUAUCUGGGGGCAAAACAAAAUGAAGCGUUCACAACUGUUGAAGAAAGCUUCAAAACAUUGUUCUGGGCUAUAUUUGGACUCUCAGAAGUUAAAUCAGUUGUUAUCAAUUAUAAACACAAAUUUAUUGAAAAUAUUGGUUAUGUUCUCUAUGGAGUCUAUAAUGUUACCAUGGUCAUCGUCUUACUGAACAUGCUUAUUGCAAUGAUCAACAGUUCAUUCCAGGAAAUUGAGGAUGAUGCUGAUGUAGAAUGGAAAUUUGCAAGGGCUAAACUUUGGUUUUCUUACUUUGAAGAAGGGAGAACUCUUCCAGUACCCUUCAACUUAGUGCCAAGCCCAAAAUCUUUGCUGUAUCUCCUAAUCAGAAUCAAAAAAUGUAUUUCUAAACCAUUUUUGUGCCAAAAGAAAAGCUUUCAGGAAGAUGCAGAGAUGAAUAAGCUUGAUCAAAGGAAGCAAUCGAGUAUCAGAAGCUCAGAUGAAAUCCACUUGAACAGUUUAAACAAUCCUCCAAGACAAUACCAGAAAAUAAUGAAGCGUCUUAUUAAAAGAUACGUGUUGAAAGCUCAGAUCGAUAAGGAAAGUGAUGAAGUCAAUGAAGGUGAAUUGAAGGAAAUUAAACAGGACAUCUCAAGUCUCCGGUAUGAACUCCUUGAGGAAAAAUCUCAGAAUUCUGAAGAUCUGGCAGAACUUAUAAGGAAACUUGGGGAAAAACUGUCACUUGACUCUAAAGAAGAAGAAAGCGAGAGAUAACCAAAAUAAGAUAUGCAACAGAAUGUUAACAAUUCACUUAAAGCCAUAUUUCUGUUUUCUUCAA